GGAGGAAUGGCGCCGAAGAAUUUGGAACGGUGAAGCUUGGAGCUGAAGAUGGGAGAGUAGGGAGAGUGGGUGGUGUUGAGGGGAGCAUUCUGCAAGAACACGCUGGAAAGAGUUGCCCUCGUCCACACAAAAGACAAAAGUUUGAACAAGGACUCGCCGGAUCAGGUCUUGGCUGCCGCUAGAGGCCUCGCACAGCAGUCGAAUCACACAGGAACCAUCUGCGCGGGAGUGUUAUGUCGCCAUGGUGCCGGAGAGGUCCCGAAGCAGGGAACAAUUCUCCGGGGGAAAAACACAGCCCAGUCAUUCAAGAUCCACAGUGCUGCCGAAAUGUGGUUUUACCGCCGUUUUGCUGAGAACAGGCCGGAUAGAAAAACGUACAAAUGAAAGUGUGCUGCAGCAGCUUGGAACAAAUGUGAGCCUUCUGUCGACCGGGCAGACGAAAACUUAAAAUAUUUCGGCCGUGCCGUGCGUCAUAAGACCUGCAGCGUUAUGAAAAAUAUGCUGCAGGGCAAAAGGCGACGAGGCAGACCAGCAGUCUCGUACACGGACAACAUGUCAAACUGGACCAGCGUGGGUAAAACGGAAGGAGAGAGACGGCAAUGGCGGACAGUUGUUGAGCAUGUGUUUCGGCGGCCAACAUCAUGGCUGAUGAUGCGGACCGCGCCGGCCCAAAAGGAGACAACAUCUAUGAGUGGAGGUCCACCAUCUUGGGACCCCCGGGCUCUGUUUAUGAGGGAGGGGUCUUUUUCCUGGACAUCGCCUUCACGCCGGACUACCCCUUCAAGCCACCCAAGGUGACCUUCCGUACGAGGAUCUACCACUGCAACAUCAACAGCCAGGGGGUGAUCUGCCUGGACAUCCUGAAGGACAACUGGAGCCCCGCCCUCACCAUUUCCAAAGUCCUGCUCUCCAUCUGCUCCCUGCUCACCGACUGCAACCCUGCUGACCCCCUGGUUGGAAGCAUUGCUACACAGUACACGGCCAACAGACCGGAGCACGACAGGAUAGCCAAACAGUGGACCCAACGUUACGCCACAUAAUCCCCCGGCGCUGAGAUUUCACCUCGAGCGGCGCCGUUUGGUGGAAGACUCUGGGAUCUGGGGUGAGGGUCGGGGGAUGGGCGGUGAGUGGUGGGGCCAGGGUUCAGAAUGGAGGGAUUACCAUGUUCGGUGGAGAAAGGGUUGGGGUUUUUAUCUCUGGAACUUAAGUCUUAACUCCUUUAAAAAUUUGUUUUUUUAAUGUAUUUUAAGUUAUUUUGGCCCAGAUACACCAACUCUGGCAUUUGUUAUUCUUCCUUGCAGCUUGUGCUUGAUGAUAAAAGUGACGGCACACUGAACACACUGUGAGGUAACAGGUGUCGCAGCAUGACUCCCGGUUCAGUGUGUCAGUGUAAAUGUUCCUGUGUUACACUUUCCUGCACCCUGUCACAUGAAACGUUGUUGGAGACACGGGUUGUGGUUUGUAUCAUGUACCGACGAAAAGCUGUUCGGUGUGUUUCCCCUACGAAUUAAACUUUACCAGCUGAAGCACCAAACUGACACUGGGCGUCUGUACUGCCACCGU
Messenger RNA from Lampris incognitus (smalleye Pacific opah), 1563 nucleotides. It is a transcript of the gene ube2e1, whose product is annotated as ubiquitin-conjugating enzyme E2E 1. Gene Ontology annotation, cellular component: nucleus. The record is from RefSeq and is a predicted model, not a curated record. Gene Ontology annotation, biological process: protein polyubiquitination. The transcript has 4 exons. NCBI's taxonomy places the organism in Eukaryota, Metazoa, Chordata, Actinopteri, Lampriformes, Lampridae. Gene Ontology annotation, molecular function: ubiquitin conjugating enzyme activity. The coding region runs from base 642 to 1040 and encodes 132 amino acids.